Messenger RNA from Saprolegnia parasitica CBS 223.65, 1182 nucleotides. RefSeq lists its product as hypothetical. The transcript is spliced from 4 exons. The record is from RefSeq and is a predicted model, not a curated record. Lineage: Eukaryota; Oomycota; Saprolegniomycetes; Saprolegniales; Saprolegniaceae. The coding region runs from base 1 to 1182 and encodes 393 amino acids.
AUGGAGGCCGAUGCGCUGGGCGAACUGACCUGCCUCCCAGACGACGCCUUCCCGCCGGCUGUCGCCGAGGCGAGCCCUUCCUUGGCACCAUUAGCGUCGCCAGCCGCGAUGGGUCUGCCGCCGCACAUCGAGAACGCCGACGACAUCCUCUCGGCCCUGCCGUCGCUUGGUCGGCUGCUCGUGACCGACGACGACACGUCGACCGAGACGCGGCAGAACCGGUACCGCAAGCGGCAAAAGGACGAGCGCGACUACCUUCGCGAGCAAGUCGACACGCUCACGUCGCAACUCAACGUCCUUCGCCAGGUCAAGUCGGUCGAGCUCGCGACGAGUUCGACGUGGAAAAAGACUGCCCAGAACCAGCGCACGUACGCGUGCGAAGCCACGAUGGAAAACAAGCGACUCAAGCGCGCGCUCGAGGACCAGCUCAAGCUCGCGACGGCGCUGGAUCAGCUCCUCGUUAAGCGGCCCCGACUCCUCAGCUUUCCGACAAUCGACGUCGUCGACUGGAAGCUGCGCAAGAUGCCGUUCGACCCAAAGGCACGGGAAGCGACGUUUAACGCGAUGAUGGACCAUGCGUACAGCCAAGUCGACUCGAUUUUGCUUCGGAAAGGGCUUCUCGACGCGCCGGAUGGUCACAAUUCGAUUGCGCUCGAGACCAACGAGACCGAUGAUUCGAUCGUUCUCGACGUGCAGAGCGUGAGUAUUCUGAACAUGGACUUUGUGGCAAGCGCCGACAAGUACUGGUCGCUCUGGUGCGAAGCCAGCGACCGCGGCAGCAUUCCCUUCAUCAACAUCCAGAUUCUCGAGAGGUAUGGCGACGACGCAGCGUACGUGCAAGACGUCGGAUACCUCAGCAAUGGAUCGCCGUACCUCUUUAUGCUCUGCGGCAUGAAGCGGGUUGUCGAGAAGGACCGCGUCGUGAUUGUUAUGCGCACGUUCCUUGAAGAUGCACUGCACCCGCCGCCGCCAGGGCUCUACAUUGGCAACCACACGGCCGUAUUUGUGGUCGAGCGACUACCGGACGGAAAAUGCUGUCGCCGCAUGUGCAUGCUCGGGCAGCUCCCAAUUCAGCCACCUGGAGACAGCCCGCUGUCCAAGCACCCACCGCUCAUGGUGUGCGACUACAUCCUCAAGCACACAACGCAGACGUCGCAUUUGAUUCAGGAUAUUUUAGAGUAA